AUGGUUACAGAAAGUGACGAUGACCGUGGAGAUGGUGGUGGGCCCUGGUGCGAGUUGGCGUAUUGGGAAGAGCGAACCCGGAUCGGGCCGGUGAUCCCGAUCGCGGAAAGUUGGAACAACGUGUUUGGCUGGCACGACGGGGCCCGGAUGUUGGUACCCGGGCGGAGGAGCAUUUCCCUGCAGGCAGUGGCGGCCAAGCAUCACCCGAACCCGUCCGACCAGGUUCUGCAGGCCCGCUCCAAAAUUGGCGCAGGAAUCAGCAUCAGCAGGGACGAGGAACGCGGCGACGUGUGGCUGUACAACGUGAGCAAGCAGCCGGUGUUCCUGGCCCCGUCGACACUGUCGCCGUGUCGGGCCAGGGCCAUAGCUGUCCACCGCCUGGCCCCGGGCUACUGCGUCAAGGCCUAUGACAGGGCCACGGCGGAAUGCUAUCGACGCCUCGUCAUUGAGUCGGACGACGCCGAGGAGCCACUGGACACUUCCGACAGCAGUCGUGGCGGCGGCGGCGGCGGUCGGGCUACUGCGUCAAGGCCUAUGACAGGGCCACGGCGGAAUGCUAUCGACGCCUCGUCAUUGAGUCGGACGACGCCGAGGAGCCACUGGACACUUCCGACAGCAGUCGUGGCGGCGGCGGCGGCGGUGAUUCGCCGCCCAUCGAGAUUAUCCCCAUCAGUUUCGGCAAAGGAUGGGGACCCAAGUACUCGAGACGGGACGUGGUCAGUUGUCCGUGUUGGCUCGAGAUUCGGCUGA
Notodromas monacha is the source of this 750-nucleotide messenger RNA. Lineage: Eukaryota; Metazoa; Arthropoda; Ostracoda; Podocopida; Cyprididae. The record is from the annotation of a GenBank genome assembly.